Protopolystoma xenopodis is the source of this 270-nucleotide messenger RNA. The record is from the annotation of a GenBank genome assembly. NCBI's taxonomy places the organism in Eukaryota, Metazoa, Platyhelminthes, Monogenea, Polystomatidea, Polystomatidae.
AUGCUGACCUGCGAGUGGCUUGGCGAUCUGCCUGAAGGCGUAACAGAAUUGGCUUUCCGUUGGUAUAAAGAAUUAAAUCAAGAAGAAAUGAUUCCUGGCACCCAAAUUCAGGCUAUGCCCAUCUUGUACCAGACGACAAAGAAGGAUCCGAAUGUCGUCAAGCUCUGGACAUGCCAGGCAUACGAUGCGGAGAAAAACGUAGUGCAUGGACAGGCAACCCUCGACUUAAAGGCAACGGCCACCAAAAAAAACACACCAAUCGGUAGAUAA